Messenger RNA from Metopolophium dirhodum (rose-grain aphid), 1992 nucleotides. RefSeq lists its product as uncharacterized. The record is from RefSeq and is a predicted model, not a curated record. The transcript has a single exon. NCBI's taxonomy places the organism in Eukaryota, Metazoa, Arthropoda, Insecta, Hemiptera, Aphididae. Gene Ontology annotation, molecular function: nucleic acid binding. Bases 678 to 1940 code for a protein of 420 amino acids.
AAGGACAUAUCCGGAAGCUAUCGAGCUUAGGGUCCUAAACUUGAUUAUGUUGGAAUUGACUUUAUGAAACUUAUAUUGAUUAAAUUACAGAAUUACACACGUCAUUGGAUUAGUUUGGUAAAUGUUAUUGUAUUUGAAACUCCCACUUACAAAAUAAAUAAAGGUUGCUAUAUUCCUGGUAUACGUUAUUAUUUCAUAGAAAUAAAAUUAUAUACCUAUUUAGAUUAUUUAUUUAGGAAAAUGUAAACCAACCAAGUUUUCUUCUGAUAUAUUAUUUUAUAAAACAUAACGGAAUAUUAAAAAAAAAAGCUCUUUGAAGUUUAAAAAAUAAUCGUUAUUAAAAGCGAAUCAAAUAUGCCUUUGAGUCAAAGAGCUCUUUGUAACGGGGUAAAGUGCAUUUAUCUGUCGGGGGCGGAGGCAUUGCAACAUCAAAGGGACAUACAUCAAAGGUCCUGCUCUCCUACCAUAAUAUAUAUAAUGCGGUGUCGACUGUGGAGUUCUCUGUCAAAGUUGCUUUGUUCUUUGGCCUUUCCAAAAGCUAUCUCCGUUGUUGGUCUUUGAUGUCCGUCCAUCUCCUUUUACUUAUAUAUUUGGAGUGAGCCAGCCCGCCAGUUUCAGUCGCGUCACAGUCGUCGUUCGUGCGAUAUGUCCGCCGCGCCGCUAGGAAGUAACCGACGAUGAAGAUGAAAACUAGAAGGCAAGUCCGUAUAAAAAAACCAGCCAAAGUUCGAAUCGCUAGCGAAGCUGAUAUUAUUAAAAAGCUGGAAAUUUGGUACACACGAUGGACGAAGAGUAUUGGGCGACCUCUUACUCCCUUAAACUUGAAGAAAAAAACCAUAAUGAUAUUGAAAACGCUCAAAGUUUCUGCAGAUGUCAUAUCUAUAAUCACGCUAGAUUGGAUUAAAAAGUUCAUGAAGAAUCGAGGUAACUUGGAAGGAUACAAUGAUGACGAAACUUAUGCUGGACUAUUAAUUCCUUUUGAUGUCAAUGGUAUUCCUGAUGUUACAUUGGACACCACCGUAAAUCCAGACCGAAAAGUGUGGCUACUAAUGGCCGGCAACAAAAGUGGAAGACACAGGACCAGAGUAUUAGUUAUAGGUAAGAGAUGGAGACCUCCUUGUAUGGAAACUGUGAAUAUGUUGGGGCAACCUGUGGUAUACGCAGGAGGAGGUGAUGGUUUUCCUACACAAGAUUUGUUCAAAUGGUGGUUUGAGACAGAAUUUUGUCCAGCUGCUCUGUCUAUCAAUUCAAAAGCCGUAUUGGUUAUGGAUAAAGCAUCUUUUAUUCCAGAAAAAUGCGAAUAUAACGGAGUUUCUUUACAAAACCACGACGGAGAUUCAAUUUCUAAAUCUACAUUAUUUAUUGAAUUCAAAGCUACAUACACAGCUCUACUUCUUACUCAGGCGUCUUUAGAUCAACAAUCUGAAAGAUCGAUUCAAAGAUUUUUAGGAAAAUAUACAUUAAAAGACGCGUUCAUUUUAUUACAUAGAGCUUGGUUACAAGUCACCACAGAAUCGUUUUCGACUUGUUGGAAAAAUUGUACAUAUACAUCAGCAAUGAAAGGUAUUAUUUUGGGUGUACAGUGGUUAGCUCAUGAUCUUGGACUGGAAGUAUCAGAUGACGACAUGCUGGUUUGGAUUUUAUCUAAUCCUGUGGAAGUCACUGAGCCGGAAAAUUUAUCUACAGACUCCGAGGACAUUGAAAUUCCACCUUCUGCUACGCAAACCGUGGAUUAUCUAAAAAAGGCGUUAUUAUGGGUCGAGACUCAACCACUUGAACCGUCGUUUGUUAUUGCGAUAAGGGACUUGAUAACUUAUGCUAAACAGGCACGUAUUGUAUGCGCUAUCACUACAUCUUACAAUUUCAAAACGAGCAAAAAAUGUAUUUUCAAACGAUGCUGGCACGUAAAAUGGUUUAUUAUUUUUUAUAUUAAAAUAUAAAUCAAACUUUUUUUGACAAAUAUCGUUUUUGGUUGAAAGAUUUGUCUGUUUA